Molecule: messenger RNA, 1422 nt
Organism: Bombina bombina (fire-bellied toad)
Lineage: Eukaryota; Metazoa; Chordata; Amphibia; Anura; Bombinatoridae
Product: G2/M phase-specific E3 ubiquitin-protein ligase-like
Cellular component (GO): nucleus
Source: RefSeq, a predicted model, not a curated record
AUGGCGAUUACCGACCGGAACAACAUUUUCCAGUUAGAGAUAAAUACAUCCCAACUUGUUAAACAUGCCUUUGAUAUGUUCCAAGAAAUAAACACAUUGCAUGUACAAAUGGCAUGCGUCUUCUGUGGUAGGGUGGAGGAUAAACCUGAAAAAUAUGGAGAAAAAUUAACGGACAAGAAGACAAAUAUUAGCGUUCAUUAUUACUGCCUUAUCCUUUCCAGUGGUUUGUUGCAACAAGGAGAGGAAAAGGAUGGUUUUUAUGGUUUUCUUGUGAAUUCCGUGACGAAAGAAGUCAAACGAGCAUCUAAACUGACCUGCACUGUAUGUAAAGAAAAAGGGGCAUCCAUUCGCUGCUGUAAAACCAACUGUCGAAAAAUUUUCCAUUUUCCUUGUGGCCAAGGAAACCAGUGCCUUUUUCAAUAUUUUGACAGAUUUGAAUCAUUUUGUUGGCAGCAUAGACCCGUUCAGAAUGUUCCUUCAGAAAAAAAGCCUGCACAGUGCAGUAUCUGCCUUCAAAAAAUUAACUCUUCUCCAACGUUUAUUGCCAUCAAGAGUCCCUGUUGUAGUCAGUCUUGGUUUCACAGGAAAUGUCUGCAGAAACAUGCGUUGAGUGCUGGUCUAUACUUCUUUAACUGUCCUACUUGUAACAACAAGACUAACUUCCAAAGUGAGAUGCUCCGCAUGGGUAUUCAUAUCCCUCAGAGGGAUGCAUCUUGGGAGCGUGAGGAAAAUGCCUACCAGGAGCUACACGAAGUAUAUCAACGGUGUGAUGUAAAAAAAUGCCUCUGUGAUUUAGGAAGAGAUUAUGUUGCACUCAAAGGUAAGUGGUGUAUUGUGCGUUGUCACUACUGCGGAUCAAUGGGGACUCAUUUAAUUUGUUCAGCUCUUGAAAAUAAGAAAAGCCAGUGGACGUGUCCGGAAUGCUUCUCCAUACUUCAUGGACAGAAAAAUCAAGAAAUGCCCUUACGAAGGAAAAAAAUUGCAUCUAUUAAAUCUGGCAAGAACUUGUCAAUCAGCACAACAGAAAAAGGCUCAGAAAAUAACUUCUUCAAUAGAAACAAAACAAAUGACAAAUCAGGCCCAUCUACUGAUAAAGGGAAUUCAUCUUCUGAAUAUAAUAAUCAUCAGGACCCUAAAACUGGGGAAAGAAAAUGCUACCGGGUGUCAUCUAGAAGAAAUCGAAGAAAACAAGUGCGGACGGCUAACAGAAAGCGUCUAUUCAAGUGUAAAAACAAAGAGAGACAGUGAAGAACUUGGUAGAAGAUCAAGGAGAUUAGGAAGUCCUAUAGAUAUUUUACUUUAUCUAUGGAGAGCAUUCAUUAGCUAGAAAAGAAUGUCACAUUCUGAGGGUUCUGAUAUCAGUAGAUGAGCACUGUAAGCCUAAUAAAUCCAGACAAAAUAAAACAAUUCUUGCUGAAAAAA